CAUGUCAAAUCCAUUUGAGCAGUGCAUUCACAGCCUCAGCAUUGAGCCAACGCAAAAUAUCGGCAGAAAUCUCUAGUUUCCCUCUAGACCACCAAGACUGUCAGCGAUUACUGAUCUUCAAAGCUAGUCAGCAUGGUUAACACAGUCAACUUUGGGGCACACCCCGCAUCUCCCGUCUCGGCCUUCGCUCUUGAGAUGUUCAGCCGCGUCUGCUGCGACCUCGAUGACGCAGCGUGCUCUUCGAAUUCCGGCGCCGAGAGCGACGUUCCUUAUUUCCGCGAUUCACUUGAUUACAACACCUGCGACAGCGAGUCGGCGCGCUGGGAAGCCGAGUUGGCCUGCAGCCCGAUCUGGAUCGACGAGGCGAGGUCGAGAAUCCGCAGCGCGGCUCUCGCGGUGGUUGAGACGCAGCAGCAGUCGCUGCAUCUGACGUCGCUCGCCGACAGCCACAUGCACGAAGCUGACCUUUCCGAUCUCGACGUUUCUGAUGGUUGCUUCUGCAUCUCACCGAAAUCCCCAAGUUCAAAGAGCAGCAGCGAAGGCAGCAGCAAGGCUGGCGUCUUGCGCUUCAUCGCAACAUCGUUGCGCCUGAGGAAGUGAAAUCUGGGGAUUGUUCCCUGGUGCCUUCUAGAAGAUGUGGUGCUCACAUCGCUUAGCUCCUGCCUCAGCUGGCAGCUCCAUUGAUUAGUUUCUUGGUGAUGGAUACGGCGUGGCCUGCAACUUAUUGGCCCGUCCCUGCAAUAUGACAGGAAUUGCUCAUUCAAAUUAUUCUUUUUCCAGCUCACUGGAAGUUAAUGAUUGGAUUUGAGAGUUGGUUUUUCUCAUUGGAAUAAAUAUCACAACCUUAA
Molecule: messenger RNA, 848 nt
Organism: Closterium sp. NIES-67
Lineage: Eukaryota; Viridiplantae; Streptophyta; Zygnematophyceae; Desmidiales; Closteriaceae
Source: the annotation of a GenBank genome assembly